AAGAGCCAUGAAAUCUAUUCACUGAAAAUAUCGAGACCCUGUAACAAUUUCUAAAGUAGGGAUUUUAGGAUCUCUUGAGGAUCGAAAGAUCUAUUCUAUCAAUUCUUUUCCCUUCUCAUGAGAGAGCCAAAAAUCUGUCUUCACCAGUAGCUCUCUCUCUCCCUAUCUAUCUAUCUAUAUAAAGUAUUAGAGAUUAUUACAUUACAUAUAUCUUGUGUGUUUAUUCUGAUUUUUUUUCUUUAAUGUUGCAACUUUCUAGACAAAAUCUGUAAGGGUUUCCAUUUGUUUUUAUAAAGAAAUCGGAAAUCUUAAUCAGGGCUGUUGAUCGCGUUAUUUUUUCUUUUCCAAGAUCAUCGCCUGUUUUCUACUGCUUGUUCAUUUUUGUGCAGAUCUUCUUAAAUUUAGUUUUAAUAUAAACCAAAAGUAAAUACUAAGGUAUGGAGGCGAUUUUUGCACCAUCUGAUCAUCAAACAAUCUCUCCUUACAAGAAACAGAUAAAAAACCAGUCAAAGAGAAACAAUAGUAGCAGCAGUCGAGGGCUCAUUUCAAGACCAAUUGAAAACUUAGCUCCAUCAAACAACAACAACAUCAUCCAUGGAGGAGGCCUUUUCUUUCCUCCUCCUCCUCGUGCUCUCUCCUUCUCAUACCCUCCUGCAGUAGGGCUAUAUCCUAUCCAACAAAGGCAAGGACAGCAGCCGCCUCUUCUUCCUCUUCCAGUCUCAACAAUAAGAUCACUCAAUUCUCGAACCCGAGAUCUUUCUUGCCCACCCACAACUACUAGAAAAACAAAUCGAACCAGAGAUCACUCUCUCACUCCAAAGAAAUCAAAACAGCCCAUCCCCAGAAACGAAGAACCAAAACAAAAUUCAAAGCCUUUGAUCAUUGCAUCCACUGUACCAUCUGGACCAGAGCCUAACGAUCUACCCAAAGAUGUUUCCAAAGUUUUAUCAUCAUCAUCUUCUUCUUUCAUUACAGGUAAUAAUAAUAAUAAUAAUACUCAUGGUACUAAAGAUUUGGAAAGUCUUACUGGUUCAGUUUUUACACUGUCUCCGCCACCGAGUAGCUUACCUUUGCCCAAGUUUUCAGUCAGGCCAAAGCUUAGUUGCACUGCAGAAGCUGCCGGGAUAGAUGCCGGAGCAACAGACAAUCUCCGGCGGCUUCUGCGACUCCGGUGAAGCAAAAAGAUUUUAGUUUUCAGUUACAAUGCAGUGGGAAUGGUGAUGAAGUUGGUUGGCUUUUGUAUCUUUCCUGUAAAUAAAAGCAUAACCGAUAAAUGGAGAAUCAGCUUCUUCUGUUUGGUUGUGAACUUAUUGUAAUGUGUUAAUUAAUUAGUUUUUUUUUUUCUUUCUUUUGGUUCAUUUGUCUUGGUUGGAGGAAGUUUGUGAUCACCUACCUGUGUUUUUUGAAAAUAGGGGUGCACAAACUUAGUUACAGAAGAAUUUUCCUAGAGAUGGGAAUGUCCUUCGGUUUUAUCUUUUGUCUCUCAAAGUUUCUCUAUUUACUUUAAAUCUUACCUUUUCUCUCUUCUAAUUUGUUAUAUUUCUACGUUAAUUAUAAUAAAUCUUUUUUUUCUCC
This is a messenger RNA of Ricinus communis (castor bean), 1575 nucleotides long. RefSeq lists its product as uncharacterized. The coding region runs from base 438 to 1175 and encodes 245 amino acids. The record is from RefSeq and is a predicted model, not a curated record. The transcript has a single exon. Lineage: Eukaryota; Viridiplantae; Streptophyta; Magnoliopsida; Malpighiales; Euphorbiaceae.